This is a messenger RNA of Zerene cesonia (dogface butterfly), 677 nucleotides long. RefSeq lists its product as uncharacterized. The transcript has 3 exons. NCBI's taxonomy places the organism in Eukaryota, Metazoa, Arthropoda, Insecta, Lepidoptera, Pieridae. The coding region runs from base 132 to 425 and encodes 97 amino acids. The record is from RefSeq and is a predicted model, not a curated record.
UAGCGUCAAAACUCCGCAUACCUGUUUCCCAUCCCCUACGAAUAACACAGCUGAGCCAAAGCUCAAACGGAGACGUGAAAUGAAAAGCUUACGUGACAAGCGAUAAUAUUCUUUUCUAGAAUACCUUUGAUAUGUUCAAGGUACAAUAUGUGAUUAUCGCGUGUAUAUUUUUGUUGAAUGCUAUGUUCGAAACGGCUUCUAUAGUUAAGAGGAGUUAUUCCGACCGAUCUGUGAGGGGAUAUGUUACUGAGAGAACUUGUUGGUGGAACGAAGUUUGUAAGGAGGAAUUUCAAACGUUAUUCAGAUGCAAAUGCCCCUCAUGGUCUUACUGCCGCAGUCCCGGGAGAUAUUACAAUGCAGUUUGUUCUAUGACGGAAACCGGUUACAUAUGGGCCCAGCCAAACUCACAAUGGCGAGGACAAUAAUACAAUAAUUCUUUUACAAUACGCGCACCAAAAUUUUCCUAGCAUUCCAAAUUGUAGUCACUCAAAACAUGUUUCCAAACGUGCCGAUCAAUGUGCUGAGACUGAUACCGUAGGAGAGGAAAUAAAAUUUCAACAUCUAUUUUCAUAUUUAGCACUAAGUUAUUUUACUUCCAUUUACGAUGGAAGAUAAGCAUUUUGUCUUGAGCCACUGUUUUUCAAUUUAUCCUUAAAUAAACACGAUAUAAAACUGUA